GAGGGGGCAGGGGGUUAUAGCUGGGACGCUGAGCAGUGCAACUAAAGCCUGAGUAACAGGACCUGCAGAUUUCAUGAGCUCAGGGCAAAAAACUGAAAACUGGUUGGUGAGGGGAAUCGAGUGAUGACGAAGAGCAGGAAAAUGUGAUGGUGUGUGAGUUCAGACGGUGCCGGAAACUUUCAUCAGACGAUUUGUGAAACUGAGGAGGAAGGGAGGACGUCCAUAAAAGAUAACCACACCAACUCACUAUCACUCUUCACUCAAUCGUCUGCCACUACCGGAGGUAAAAGAAAAUGGACCUGCCCCUGAAGCUUGAAGUGCUCCUUCUUCUUUGCUCUUUCCACACUGUUGUUUGGGCGUGUCCAGAUGGAUGCUUGUGUCAAGGAACCCAAAUCUUCUGCAGCGGUCUCUCAGGCUUCCCCACGAGUGUGCCCUCAGCAACCACAGCCACCUACCUCUCCAAUUGCAGUAUCUACUCCCUGAAACCAGAGGACCUGACUGAUUUUUCUGAUGCACUUGAGAUCUUUUUUAUGAAAGACACAGUUUUAAGGGAAGUACGUACUGGCACCUUUGAUUUAUCUCCGAAUGUGGGUGUCUUAGGGUUUACUACAACUGAAUUACAAGAUCUCCCAGAAGCCUUGUUCCAAAAUCUUCUGAAACUCAAGACUCUGAAUCUGAAGAGCAACAAUCUCCUGUUACUCCGCCCUAACUGGUUUUCCACGUUGGCAAAGCUACAACACCUUGACCUCAGCAAAAACCUUUUCACUUCUUUACCUGAAGAAACUUUUCACCCUCUUGCUGAGCUGCAGAUCCUUCUUUUUUCUGGAAACAAUAUCAGUCAUCUACCUAGAGAGACAUUCAAGGGUCUUUCAAAGCUGAAAACCUUACGGCUUAACAAAAACUCUCUACAGGAAAUACCCCUUGGAAGUUUGGAUGACCUUGGAGAACUGGAGGAACUAUCCCUACAUGACAAUCUAAUCACUCAUCUCCACCAGGAUCUGUUCUCCAAGACUUUGAAACUCCAGAAGCUGUACCUCUCCAACAACAGGCUCAGAUCUCUUCCACAAGGGAUCUUCUUAAACCUGCCCAUUCUUUCCCAGAUCUCCUUGUAUGAAAACCAGCUGGAGAGUCUGGGGCCAGGAGUGUUUGGGCCCAUGGCCCUGCAGGAGUUGUGGCUGUAUGACAACAAACUGAGUCGUGUGGAGGAUGAAACAUUCAGAAACCUGACACAGUUGCGUCUCCUGGUCCUCAGUCGCAACCAGAUCAGCUCUGUAUCCACCAGGGCCUUCGGAGGGUUGGAUCAGCUUGGAGAGGUAUCACUUCACACUAAUCUGCUCACAACACUGCAAGCUGGGACUUUCCAAGAUCUGCCGAGUCUGGUCAACAUUUCUUUGGAGCAUAACCUCAUCAGCACCCUACCUUUGGGAUUUCUCCAGGGCGUGAGCAACCUGGGACAGAUAGACCUGCAAAAUAACUCCCUUCCCAAUCUGCCACAAGAGAGUCUAGAUGCGCUCAGUUCAGCAAAGGAGGUUCUCUUGCAGCAGAACCCCUGGAGGUGUGACAGGGAUAUUCUACCACUUAGAAACUGGCUGAAAGAGCACCCAUCCAAGGCCAACCAAACGCUUGUGGUGUGUGAAGCACCUUUAAAUCUGAAUGGCGAGGUAAUUGCUCUGCUGGAGGAUAAGAACUUCCUGUCCUUCGGCUCUACAGAGGCCCCUGUGUUGACCUCCACGGAGAAGAGGAGGAAACCACAGACUCCACCAGCGAGACUAAGCACUUCCUCACCUGUAGUCAAGACCACCGCUGCCUCAGAGAGUGGCAGUGAGGAGGUCACCAGUGGUGGGCAAGGGGAGAAGGAUAGUGUUUCUAAUGAUAACUCAAUCAUCCUCAUCGUCAUCGCAGUAGUAGCCACUGUCAUCCUCAGCACUGUCAUCAUCGGCUUUGUGUGCUGGAGGAAGAACAAGAGAGGCAGGGGAAAUAUUGGCCGCAGAAACAAGAACUCUGUGCUGUAGAUGAGACCACCCACUUUUAGCAACCCAAGAACUAUUAAAGCCAAGGGAAAAUGCUAACUGGUUAUUGUGGCUAAGUUGGAAAAUGAGGAGCCCAGCUUCAAAAGCAACAGAAUUAACCACUUCGUUUAAAUUCAGAUGUACCAGCUAAAACAAACAAGUACACUUUUGAAUUAAUCAGCUUUCAAUUUAAAUGAUUUUAUUUGUAAUGAAUUUACCAGCCAGUUUCCCCUGAUGUGUGCUGUAAAAAGACAACUGAUAUAUAGUAUUGACUAAUGGUGAAAACACCACAUUGCCAUCUUGUGGGCAACAUGGACAUUUCGGGGAAUUUAAACUCAGAUGCUCUGAAACAGUGUAUUUCUUAUUGCAGACUUCAUGCUGCAUUCAGUACUUUGUGAAAUCAAUUCCUAUAGUUGCAGUUUGACAAUUACUCUUUGUGCUAACAAUACUUUUAGGAGACAGGUUUACUUUUUGCAAAACGGAAAUCGUUAAAAAAUAUUUUGACUCGACGGUAACUCAACUCAUACUAUGGUUUCACACUUAAAAUGCAAAAUGUUACUAUACGUUGAAUAAAUGCACUACUUUUAGUGGGAACAAUCUUA
Messenger RNA from Notothenia coriiceps (black rockcod), 2611 nucleotides. Its product is annotated as leucine-rich repeat-containing protein 15-like. Gene Ontology annotation, molecular function: protein binding. The record is from RefSeq and is a predicted model, not a curated record. Gene Ontology annotation, cellular component: plasma membrane. The transcript is spliced from 2 exons. Bases 294 to 2012 code for a protein of 572 amino acids. Lineage: Eukaryota; Metazoa; Chordata; Actinopteri; Perciformes; Nototheniidae.